AUGACUUGGUGCAUAUUAACACGCAUUUCUUCAACAAAGGUAGGUGCUGGAACAUUAACAAAGAAGCCACCGACGUGACAGGGCCUGCCUCUUGACGACGCUCCACCCAAUCGAUCUUCAUCUUCUUCUCCAUAUCUCUGACACCAAACCCUAAUCCACCAUUAACACACACAAUCAUCAAUCAUGUGGGUAUUCUACCUGAUCUCGUUACCUUUAACCAUGGGGAUGGUGAUGCUCACGUUACGAUACUUCGCCGGACCUGAUAUACCUCGUUACGUCCUCUUCACCGUCGGUUACACCUGGUUUUUCUCUCUAUCCUUCAUUAUCCUCGUUCCUGCUGACAUUUGGGCUGCUAUGAGUGAUCAGGACAUGAGAGGUGUUUCUUUCUUUUGGAGCUGGUCAUAUUGGAGUACAUUUUUACUUACUUGGGCUGUGGUGCCUAUCAUUCAGGGUUUUGAAGAUGCUGGGGAUUUCACAGUGACUGAAAGACUAAAGACCAGUUUACAUGUGAAUUUGUUGUUCUAUGCAAUCGUUGGGUCUGUUGCACUUAUUGGACUCAUACUGCUUAUAUCAAUGCGCAAUAACUGGGGCGGUGGUAUAAUGGGAUUUGCGAUGGCUUGUUCAAAUACAUUUGGACUCGUGACCGGUGCGUUUCUUCUUGGGUUUGGUUUAAGUGAAAUUCCGAAGGGCGUUUGGAUUAAUGCCGACUAUAUUACUCGCCAAAAAGUUCUUUCCCAUAAAGUGGCUAGGGCUGCUCUAAAACUUGACGAUGCUCAUCAAAACUUGUCAAAUGCUAUUGUUGUUGCUCAAGCAACAUCAAAGCAAAUGUCAAAGCGCGAUCCCUUGAGACCCUACAUGGAUAUUAUUGAUAAAAUGUUGAUGAAUAUGCUUAGUGAAGACCCUUCUUUCAAACCCCAAGGAGGAAGAUUAGGGGAAAAUGAUAUGGAUUAUGACACUGAUGAGAAGUCUAUGGCAACACUAAGACGCCAACUUAGAAUAGCUAAAGCCGAGUACUACCGUUGUAAAAGUGAAUACAUGAGUUUCGUGAUAGAAGCCCUAGAGCUCGAGGACACACUAAAGAGUUAUGAACACCGUGAUGCUACUGGAUGGAAAUAUAUUUCAAGCCUCAGGCCUGAGCGUCCAGGGAAGAUGGGGUUGUAUCUUGAUAGAGUUGAGCUGGUAUGGCGGUCUAUCAUGAAGAAGCAACUCAAAAAGCUUUCGGCCAUCAUAUUGGGCUGCUUGACUGCCGCAAUUCUUCUAGCAGAAGCCACUAUACUUCCUCGUGGAGUUGACUUUUCUCUUUUUUCUAUUUUGAUUAAUGCUGUUCAAACUAAUGAAGUGCUUGUGCAGGUUAUAAGUUUCAUUCCCCUGAUGUACAUGUGUGUUUGCACUUACUAUUCAUUAUUUAAAAUUGGAAGGUUGACUUUCUACUCACUUACGCCAAGUCAAACAAGUUCAGUCAGCCUUUUGAUGAUAUGCUCUCAGGUGGCGCGAUAUGCACCUCCAGUCUCGUAUAACUUCUUGAAUCUUAUUCAUCUUCCAGCUGAUGCCACUACUGUCUUUGAACGGAGAAUGGGGAAAAUUGAUGAUGCAGUCCCCUUUUUUGGGCAAAACUUUAACAGGAUCUAUCCACUUAUAAUGGUUGUAUAUACCAUAAUGGUGGCAAGCAAUUUUUUUGACCGAGUUAUGAGUUAUUUUGGAAACUGGAAGAUAUUCAAGCUGGGAAAUGAAGAUGAAGCCGAUGAUCUUGACGGAUUUGAUCCAUCAGGAUUGAUGAUUUUGCAGAAAGAACGGUCUUCCAUUUCUAGAGGACAUAAGGUUGGUGAAUUUGUGAUUCCCCUAGCAAGAUAUUUUAAUGACACGGCUACUGAUAUAGAAUCCGGAAGCAAUAGUAUGAUUGCUGCGGAUUCAAAACAAACUCUUUCAAUUGAAGAUGGCACUACCAACAAAUACAAACCAUUGAGAACGGGCCAGACCGUAACUCGGCCCGGUUCAGACAUAAAUAUGACUGCAGAUACCGAUCCCAUUAUGAGAAAUGAACAACAGUCUAGGAUAACCUCAACCUGGAUGUCUAUGAAGACCAAUCUCCAAAACUUUAAAUCUAAUAUGGCGGCCAAAAGAUUCAUGCCUUUGCGCCAGUCUCAAGAUUCACAAGAACCUCAACAUCGAGAUUCAUCCGAGUCUUUAGAUGAAAUCUUUGCCAGAAUAACAAAAACUCCACGAAACGACGAUGACGAUCUUGACAGGUAUGCAGUGGGCCCCAGUAGACAUGGUAGGUGAGACAAGUGAGUAUAAAUUUUGUUGUAUAGGAUGAAGAAAGCAAAUGACAAUUAUUCAUGUAUACUUACAGCAUAGAUGGGAAAUGCACCCAUGGUUUAGAUGAGUUAUGUUUAUGUGAGCAUAACUCUGGCUCAUUAUGUAACUAACAUUCAUUGUCAUUAUAGUAUAGUGUUUUUUUUGGGAUUUUAA
Messenger RNA from Helianthus annuus (common sunflower), 2469 nucleotides. Its product is annotated as LMBR1 domain-containing protein 2 homolog A. The transcript is spliced from 14 exons. The record is from RefSeq and is a predicted model, not a curated record. Bases 184 to 2280 code for a protein of 698 amino acids. NCBI's taxonomy places the organism in Eukaryota, Viridiplantae, Streptophyta, Magnoliopsida, Asterales, Asteraceae. Gene Ontology annotation, cellular component: membrane.